UUNAAAAAAAAAAAAAAAAAGAAAAUAAUGCCUUUUAAAUUUGAUAGAGAAUUUUUUAAUUUUCUAAGUAGUAAUAAUAAUGUAACGAUAAUAGUUCAAAUAGGUGACCCACCAUCACAAGAACCAGUAUCAAUUAAAUUGAAUCUUAAUUAUAAACUAUCAGAUAUUCGUAACGUGCUAGAAAAUUACAAUAUUAUGGAUAAUUCAUUAUUAUUUUCGCAGAAAAUUCCGAAGAAAAAUGAUUACAUAUUUUCCAAAAUAUUAUAUGAACAAGAAAGUAAUUUUUAUUUGAGUGAAAUAAUAGAAACUGUAGAUGAAAAAUAUAAUUUUUUAUAUUUAAUGAAUUUACUUGAUUGGCAUACUUUGAAUAAAUCACGUCAAUUGGAUUAUGGUUGUACUAUGGCUUUUGAUGGAAUUAAGAUAGCUGAAAAAAGAGCAUUUAUAAUAAAUGAUUGUGAAUUAAUUGAAAUUGGUGCUGAAGGAUAUAAAAAAGGACAACUUAAAUUUGAAAAACAAAAUGAUUGGAUGGAAAAAACGAAUUUAUUUUUUAAUGUUGAUGCCAAUAUAACUAAUUUUGUAAAAUUAGGAUUAUCUGCUGGGAAUUUGCAAAAUAAAAAUUUUAAUGAUGAAAUUAAAUCAGCUUAUAAAUAUACAGAACUUGGAAAAGUAUCAUUAAAAUUAAAUAUAGAAAAUUUAAAAUUAUCUGAUGAAUUUAAAGUUGAUAUUGAGAAUGCCAUAAAAUCCAAAGAUCCUGAAGAAUUUAGGAAAAUUACUGAAAAAUAUGGUCAAUUCAUUGCAACUAAGGUCAUUUUAGGGGGAAGAGUUUAUUUUAAAGAUAUUGAAAUGUUGACAGAAAAUUCUACGGAUAGAUCUAAAGAAGGUUCUGUAGGUAUAGGAGCUGGACCUAUAGAUCUUAGAAUAGGGAAUAAUUCCAAUGAUUCAAAAAGAGAGUCAAAUUUUUAUAACUUUAUUCAAAUGAGAUUACUUGGUGGAAAACAUCCUGUUGAUAAAGAGUUUAAUGAAAAAAUGUGGAUUGAAUCUUUAGAACAUUAUCAAAAUUGGCAUCGUAUAGAAUUACAGGAACCAGUUAGCAUUUUUCAACUGUUACCUAAUGAUUUACGUAAAAGAACCUUUGAAUCUCUUGGAAAAAAGAUUCUUUAUUCAGAAGCUAUAGAUUAUGAAUAUAUCUCAAAUGAUAGUGGUAAACCGGGAAUUGUAGAAUUAUCAAGUAUAGGCGUACCAAAAGAUAUUUCAGAUAUUCUUUUAAAUAAAGAAGCGGAAUGCAAUAUCUUUGCAACAGUCGUUGAUACAGAAGAAUCCAAGAAUGAUUUUUUUACAUGUCAAAUCCUUCUUCCACAAAAUGGAAAGCCAAGCCUCAUAGUUCAUUGUAUUCAAAGGGAUAUCAAAAAACGCAAAUACAAAUUAAAUAUCGGGAUAAUGAUUGUUGGUUAUGAUACAAAUUUUGAUUUCACUCGCUCAGAUUUUAAUGUUCAAUUGAAAGUUCUAAAUCAUAAGGUUAAUGCGUCAAGCAAUCAAAUAUUUAAUAUGGAUUUAUUAGAUUUUGGACCAUCUUAUAUUGGGAUUCCUGUGUUAAGUAAAUCAGAUUCUAAAAAUAAUUCUCUUGUCAUUGGUCAUCACUUUUAUGAACAAGAUGAAAAUAAAAUUGGGGCAUGUACAUUCUCUUAUUGCUUAAAAAACCGACAUUAUGUCAAUUUACCAGAAUUUACUAUUUAUACACUUAUCGUUCCGCAUGAUAAAAAUCAUAAGUAUGGGACAUUACCUCUUAAACGUAAUAUAUGGAAUAGAUCCACUAAAUCUUUCCAACCUCUCCAACCAAAGUAUAUUAGUUUGUAUUCUAAAGAGGGACGUGGUCCAAUUUUUCCAAAGCAAAAAAACGAUCAAAUUAAAAUUAAAUACCUUAAGUGUUGUAAUAAAGAUUGUUCAAUUUGCAAGAAUAAGAAAUUAUCAGUAAAGAAUAUAGAAUGUAAAUUUUUUUAUCCGUGUAUCAGUCUCGAUAAACUGGAUUCGCCCGUUCCAUUAGAAUAACACAAAUCGAAAAUAAAUUUAUUAUUGUCGAAGGUUCAAGUUUAUUGAAAAUUGAGGUUGUAAUCCAAACUCCGAUAUAUCGAAGGAUUGGAAAUUGAGGUUGCCUGUGUAUAUGUUUGAACGUUUUCCGUGUUAAGAAUAAUAGGUGUAUUAGCAA
Rhizophagus irregularis DAOM 181602=DAOM 197198 is the source of this 2203-nucleotide messenger RNA. NCBI's taxonomy places the organism in Eukaryota, Fungi, Glomeromycota, Glomeromycetes, Glomerales, Glomeraceae. The record is from RefSeq and is a predicted model, not a curated record.